Synchiropus splendidus (mandarinfish) is the source of this 8939-nucleotide messenger RNA. RefSeq names its product 2-iminobutanoate/2-iminopropanoate deaminase-like. The coding region runs from base 86 to 496 and encodes 136 amino acids. NCBI's taxonomy places the organism in Eukaryota, Metazoa, Chordata, Actinopteri, Syngnathiformes, Callionymidae. The transcript is spliced from 6 exons. The record is from RefSeq and is a predicted model, not a curated record. Gene Ontology annotation, molecular function: deaminase activity. Gene Ontology annotation, cellular component: cytosol.
GUCAUUCGGGCACUGUCGCUCUCGCUUGCUGGACUGUUGAACAAGUUGUUUGUCUCUCACUAAAUCACUUUGUGUAAACGCCGGGAUGGCCGCGCUAAUCAGGAGGAUUGUAAACACUGCAAAAGCCCCUGCUGCCAUCGGUCCAUACAGCCAGGCAGUGGUGGUGGACAGGACCAUGUACAUCUCAGGACAGCUGGGAAUGGACCCGAGCAAUGGUCAGUUAGUGGAUGGAGGUGUCCAGGCUCAAACCAGACAGGCUCUCGUGAACAUGGGAGAGAUACUGAAGGCAGCAGACUGCAGCUAUGAGAACGUUGUGAAAACAACGGUGCUCCUGGCCGACAUGAAUGACUUCAACAACGUCAAUGACAUUUACAAGCAGUUUUUCAGCAGUAACUUCCCUGCAAGAGCGGCCUAUCAGGUGGCUGCUCUUCCCAGAGGCGGACUGGUUGAAAUCGAAGCGGUUGCUGUGUUGGGUCUCCUGACUGAUUCUCCAUAACAACCAGAGAACAUCGUCUUGCAGACCAAUGAGAACGUCAUCGAAGAAUAGGCAAGCCCACGCUGUUGAUGCACCUUUACUGGGUCACCCUGAAGGCUACAGGCACUUUCUCCUCAUUAAUAUUCAUGAAACAUUUUAGGGGACAACACUGCAUUUCAAAUUCACUCUACUCAGAUUUCACUGACUGGAUAUGAGGAGUACCUAAGCCGGUUUUCUGGAUUGAAUUACUGUCACCAGAGCAACUGUCUCAUCGAGGCAGAUUAUGUUGAUGCAAUCGCUGAAUAAUAAAUGCUCUUUAAUUUGCCUAAACAGUGGUUUUUGUGAUUGAUAAUGCUGCUAAUAAUCUGUGCUUCAGCAUUGAAGUUUUUUUUUAAUGUUGUGUUUAAAUGUAUGGAGUUUAUUUUGGUAUUGAAAUGUCACUCAUGACAAUUUAACUCAACAUCAUAAAGUGAUAAAAGAAGCAGUUAAACAUGGCUAUGCAUUACCUUGUGAUGGGAAAUCCUUAGUUCAGUAAAUACAAAUAUAUUGUAGUUUGAAAACACUAACAUUGUUGUGUGAUGACAGUUAAGGGCUCUAUUGUGCGACGUGUUUUCUUCAGUGAUAAAAUUUCACUUUUUAGACAAAAGCAGCUUCACAUUGAAAUAUAACUGCCAAUGCUUUCAAGUUAGAUCUAGCUAAAGUUUUUUUGUUUUUUUUUAUGGCUGCCUCACUCAGAAGUUCGCCUCCCUCACAGCCACAGACACAGCUUUCAGUGCAAUAGUCAGCCAUAGCUAAAAAGUCUCUCCUUGCGCUCCCUCGGUGACAUCAUUUAUCCAGUGUGUUGUCUCAUCACUUCCAUAAUGUAGGUGGCACGAUCAAGCUUUUAUGACGCACGCCAUUUCUAUUUGCACAAUCUGCUCUGUAGGGCUUUAGGAACCAGCGAAACAGAGCGUUUUGUAGCCGUCAUAUUUGUCAUUUUUUAAAUAAAUUACUGGGGAAUGGAUGGACAUGGUUCUUUCACUUCUCAGUAUACAUUAUCAUUUUGUUAACUAGAUAAGUCUGAAAAGACGUAAACACAUAUUAAGGCUCCUUAAAUUAUCACACAUAAAAACAUUUUAAAAAUAAAAUGCACUUGACAGUCCAAUGUUGGUUUCAGUGUUUGUCUUUUCAAAACUGUAAAUUAGACCAUUCAUAAAAAGGAAAAAUAUAUAUUCUAUUUGAGUAACCAGCUCAUCGAAUAAGCAUGUUUUACCGUCUAAGAAUCCUCACAAAGUCACUUUGUUUAAAGUGAAGUAAAUUCAUUGAAGAAUAACAGCUUUUGGAAUGGCUUUUUUAUACGUGGGGUGCAAGUGUACAAGAUUUUGUGAGUGAUGUGCGCUGAUAAUUAUACACACAUAACCUGUGCUGUGGCUUGUAAAACUACAUGUAGUUUAGCUUGGUAGCUGUUUGAGCAUCCUACAUUUCUGCUACCGCUGUCAUUUGAUUAAUAUUGUAUAUCUCAUUCCAUCACACUAAAGAGUGGCUGAUAAUUCUUUCCUCAUGCAAACAUUUGUUUACUACAACAGCCCAACAAGACAGAUACUGUGAACAACAUGCUUUAAAAAAACCUCAGUGGCACUGGAAAGACAUGAUAAAAGCAUUACAUAUCGAAGCAAUAGUGGCCACUCUUGUGUGGAUGAAAUCGCCCUUUUAAGGUACAGUUAGAACAGAUACACAAUGCGUCCAGUCAUUAAUUGAGAUUAAAAUGUUUCAUCCAUUGACAGGUCUCAUUUUUACCCCUACAGAAAUGUAGAUCGUAAAACCACAGCUAACAAAAUAGCUUUAGCGUGUACUGAUUGGUGACUUCAAUACUGUGAUGAUGUCCUCAUUUCAUGACAGUCUGUUGCUUGUGUGCACAAAAUACGAAUGUAGAUUCUCUCUGCAAAGAACACAUCAGAUGGAUCAUUUUCUAGUUGUAAUUUUCUCGAGGCCAGUCCACAUUGUGUUGCAAAUGUUGGGAGAAUGUACACACAGCUGAAGAUAUCGAUGGAAAGUUCAAGAACAAUUGUUGCAUUUCCCUGUGCAAUUUAACAACCAUGAAAUGUGUCUCAAAUGAAUAGUUUUAACAUCAGUCUUUGAAGACCUCAUAUUUAGCUUCAGUUAUUUGUUGAUGUUUAAACACAUGAGAGAAAACCCAGGAAGACACCAGCCAUGUUAGUGAGUACAUCUUUAUUCUGUACACUGGAUUAGAAAAAAAUGCUAUCAAAGAGUGAAGAAAAACAAUUGUAUCUAGGUUUUCCUAUUGUCUCUACUAACAGAUGAAACGCUACUGGUUAAUCAUUUCUGCUCCUUCCUAUGGUAACAUGAGUUAAAGCCACUUCUGUGACACCAAGUGACAAACAUUACAGUUUGAUCUCUUAAGAAGUUCAUAAACCAGACUUGACUUUCAAUUUAUAUGACUAGUCAUCCUUACAGAGAAAUUAUGUGUGCUUUACUGGGAGCAGGAUUAAAUCAUGGGGGAACAAAGAAAUAAUAAUUUGCUGUCGGGCACAUAGGAACCCAUACAUAUUUUUAACUAAUGGAACACUUGACUUUCUUUUCACUCAUGCAGCCGCUGUAUUAAUACCAUACCACGCCCCUUAAACUAUAUGUAGCAUUAGCAUUGAAAAACAGAGUAUAAAUCACAUGACACCAUAAACAUUACUGUCAUCACUUGGUUCAAAAUGUUCUGUGUAAAUAGCCCCAGAGGAAAGUAACACUUCCCAUUAUAACAUACCAAAAACAGACAUGAAGAAGGGGCUCCAGGCAUGAGGAUGUCAGAGGAAUUAAGAAAACAGUCAUUUCAUGUAGAGAUAGCAUCCAUGUGAAAGUUAGGACAGUGUGUUUUUAAUGUUUUACACCCUUCUACAUGUUUCUGGUGUUGGUCGUUGUUUAUAUGUCCCGCAGUUGGCUUCACAGUAGUCGGUGUGGCAUCUCUGUUGGAGAAAAAAAAAGAUUUAUUAGUUCAAAAAACAGUCUUCACGUUCAUUUCCAUAAAACAGGAGUUUGGUCCUUUUGAAGCUGUACUUACCUAGUUCACUCUUCCUUUUUAACUUUGUCCAACACGGCUUGUGUUGACGACACUGCUGACAGACAGAAAACCCACAGGUCAUUUAGCAAUAAGAUCCAACUUGCAGUUUAUCAACAGAACUGAGCGACACUUCCCCCAGGACACGUCUGGUUCUGCCAGUAACGAUUCAGCCACGCCACACAUAUACACGUGUGCUGCAGUGGUUGGUAAUUGUCCUGGUAGUUUCACAGAGCAGCCCUGGGCGACUAAGUCUCAUAAAAGUUAUGCAACGUGUCUUCCUGAGCGUGUAUAGAAUUCAUGGUGUGUGAGGAGGCCAGCUGAAGUACGCCAUGUUCUCAUCAGAGUCGACUGGCAUCGGAACAUCUCGCAUUUCAACACGUAUUGUGAUUCUAUUCCUAGUGCAGAUUAAUGAGAUGACAUUGUCAUUAAUGACAAUCUUUAGUAUAAAUUUAGUUCUUGUGUAAUUCGCAUUUGAAAAUGAAAAUUAAAACUUGGCUCGCCAUCUGUUGACCCAGAAAUAUUAAACAAUAUUCAUUCUGAGAAAUUUCCGGCUACACAUUUGACUGAGGAAUACAUGUUAACCAUGAAUAAACUAAAUACUUUUCUGAAAUUAAUCAGUCAUUUCAGUGUUUUUUUAGCUAAUUUUCAGUGCCCAUUCCAGGGAAAAGAAUAUCAGUAUUUUAUGAUGAUUUGUAAUUGUUAAUAUGCUGCUAAUACACAUCAGAACAAGCAGUUUAUUUAUGGUAGUGCAAUGUUCCGUAAUCUGAAUUGAAAAAAAAAAAAAAUCACAAUAUAUAUGUCAGUCUGAGAACAAGCGCUAAUAAAGAGGAGAACCCAGGAAAUAUAGCUUGAGGAAGGUCAUCCCAUGAAGAGCUUCAUUCUUGACUCUAACCUGAGCACUUCUUCACUUGUGUUGUACUGUGACCAUAAAAGCAUGAGCAUAAUUACACUGCAGCUAACAAUAGCAGACAGAGAAGGAGAGUUGCGUGACUGGGUUUGCCGCUGCUCUGCUCAACACACUCAAGCCAAGCUUUCAUUUUACACUGUGUGUGCGCUUUGUGUUGCUCACACUGCCUCAUCUGUUCUGCACCGGAGCGCCACAAUAAUGUGUUGAUCCCGUCGGCUCAACUUGUGCAGAGAAUUGUUUGUUCCAGACAUUGUGUCUUCGCCUCUUUGUGGUCGAUGUUGCCUCCUUAUUUGAAGUAUUCAUGGCGUUUGCACAGAGUGACCACAGAAGAUGACCCCUAUGUUGACCCGCCUUUCUAUUGACGGACCAUCAGAGUCUUGUUUGUUGUCGCUGGUUUCCACUGAUGAAUCAGUUGUGUUGCACUCACUUGUCAAAUGAAGAAUCUCCUGCUUCAUCGCAGAGAUUAGACAAAGACUUGACGACAUAAAUACUGAGUACGCAUGACAGGUUUAUCAGGAAACAAGUCGUCAAACUAAACGUGUGAAUGUCAGCCUGCAGCCAUUAGCAGCUUCUGUCCAAAAAAUGUGACCAAACUACUUUUCCAUGCGUGUGAGCCCCAGAAGUGUCACAAAAGCCUGAACUUUAGAAGUCUGCCGUAAAACUACCUCUGACUCCCGGUUCACUCAGUCUGUUGUCAAAGAGUUUCUGUAAAACACACAGAUAGGGAAAGAAAGCCUGAGCCUGAGUAGGCUAAAUAUAUAAACACGCAUGAGCUUCACUAGAACUUCAUUUGAGAUGCCUGGGUUUUUGUUUCACACCUGGUAAAAUCCCUUAUGUCUCAGUGUCAAGAUUCUUUCUCUCACUUCUCUAUUGAAUAAUCCACCACCUGAUGCCCAAGAAAACAAUUCAUUAUCUACACAGCAGGACUCACUUUUCUCCUUAGAUAUAAACAACUGUGGAGAACCUUUCUAUUAGACUUGGUAGAACCCCACCACAAUGCCAUGUUCUUCUCACCAACCAUCCCAUCACCAAGACCAUCUCUUCAACCCUCCUUCAUCUGUUCAUUCUGUACUCUAUUCUGUACCUUCAGAUAAGAGCUCAGGAGUUGAGUCCAGCCCUGAAGCCGACGCUGAGGAGUCUUCAGAGUCAUUUAGUUCACUUGCAGGAGUGUCAGGAUCUGGUACUGCUGCUUCUGUCAUGACUGGCACCAUCACUGUGGAGGCUGCUAGCUCCUCCUCCUGAUUGGACUCGGUUGCAGGUUCUGAGGCUUCUUUGGAUAAGGCUGCGUCCACAGGUGCCGAAGGAGCUUCUUCUCCUUUAGUAGAAGACUGAGACUUGUCUUGUGGCUGGUCGGGGGCUGGAGAUACUGGAGGCAUCUCUGGAAUCGUCGCCACGGCAAUCAGUGCAUCUAUCACUUGCUCCUUAGCUUCUUCAGGUGCAGAGGAUACAGCUGAAACUUGAUCAUCUUGUGCUUCUGAAGAUUCUGCAGGUGCACUUGUGGGUGCAAGGCCAUCCGUUUCUGCGCUCUCAACAACCUCCUCAACUCCUCCCACAAUCGGAGAGGCCUCCGCUGACACGGCAGACACAGGUUCAUUAACAUCAGCAGACCCUUUUAUCAGUGGGACAACAGUAUCCACCGCAGGGUCCUCAGCUGGUGUCUCCUGGGCUUCAACCUCUGGAGGUUCCUCUGCCUGAAACGGUUCCACAGGGGAAACCUCCACAUCGGGAGAUACAGUCUUCGUUUCUGCCUCUGCAUGGCCGGCUGAAGUUGCAGAAGGAGUGAGUUCUUCAGAUACUUGUUGUUCAGAACUAGUCAGGAGUUGUUGCUCCUGAGCCUCUGAAGCUACAGCACCAGCCUCCUCUUCAGCCUCGACUGCUGGGGAGGCAUCUGGUGAAGGGCCCUGCGCAGGCAGCUGGACCUGCUCCUUGAUGGUCUCUGCAUCCUCUGCUAUGAUGCCAUUUUGGGCCACUUCGGAGACAGAAACAACAAAGAAGGAUGAAUUAUUGACCUCCUGCAAACACCUGUUAAUCUGUUACCAUUCACAUGGCAACAUAGAGCGAGCUAAAGCCAUAGCGGGCGGCAACAGUUAAUAUAUCACCAGUCUUGUCAGGACGCUCAAUCAUCCAUAGGUUUAUCGUAACUUGCAUGUUGCUAACAAAGGGAUGCUGGAAGAACACUACUAGUCCGAACUUAUUUCCUAUGAAACCCGGGGGUUAGCCAUUUCUUUAAGUACACACACACGGCCUGCAAAAUAUAUUUCCUCAGCAAGAAAUUCCAAUUGAUAUUUGUAUUGUGAGUCCAGUGUCUUUUUUUUUUACCAGCCUGUAAGACAUUUGGGGUUGUAAAUUUCACCCCAGAAUGGUGGAAGUAAACACUGUGCUGGAGUAGCUAAGCUAACUAGUAUCCACUUUAAAUGUUCUCCCACUUUAAAAUGGAAAUGAUUUCACUUCAUUUUUUCCCCUAUCAAUUAUGAUAAGGUUUGAGUGAUGUCAUCUGCUCUUUGGGAUGUCAGUUAAAGAAACUGUGGCUUUGUGCAGAAUUUGUUAAUACGACGGGUUGUAAAAACAUCUAUAUCCGUAACCAAGAUCAUAGCAGCAUUUGUUUAUUAUAAUAUAUUAUUUAUUAUUUAUAAUUUUAUUAUACCAAGAAUUUGCUUGAGAAAUAAGAAUGGUAUAUGCUAGGUGCUGUUUGCUAGGUGCUAAUUCCAUGAGGGACUUUCCAGCCAACUUAGCCAUGUUCUUGGUGAAGAUGACUGAAGGGAGAUAUACAGUAGUACAUGUAGGAUUUAUAUUUACAAAGGCAUCGAUUCACAACCCUUCAGCACUUUUGGUCCAUUCAACGUCACAAUGUGUGACUUGUUUGAGAGAGCUCAUGAAGUGGACCAAAACAAAUGGCUUACCUUAACUAGGACUCCGAACCAAACUUAUUUUGAAGUUUUAAUCCUCAAAUUGAGGCCCAACCUCAUGGGGACUGGCAAAAUGUCCCUACAAAUAGCAAAAGGUCCCCCAAAAAAGCAUGUUCCCAAUAAUUGGUCCCCACAUGUAUAGCUAAACAAUGUAGACACACACAUCCUUUAAUUUCCUCAGUUGAAAGUGGUUUUAUCCAAGAAUCUGCGGCCUGGAGGCUUGUGGGGCCACGGGACCCUGGAGAGGAAAUAAAAUACACAUGACAUUGUCUUUUCCCAGGGACCUUUCCCUUACUGACCUUCUCUAAAACUGACUGUGUGUAAACAAGAGGGAAGAAACUGUUACAGGUAAACAACAGAAGUGGCUCAAAUGACAGAAGUGACACAACUGCUGCUCCAUCGAAUACGUGUCUUUCUGUUUGCAUCACUCUCUGCUUUUCUCUUGUCGUCUCUUGAUCGUAGCCAGACAUUGUCGAUGCGCGUCCUGACGCACCUGCUCAGUGAAAACAUGCUUUAAUUUCACUGGUCUGUCAGUUGUGAUAGAAAGUGAGAGGACUGACUGAUGUGAUGGAAUGUGACAGCCUGACAGGAGCAUGAGAAAAGUUCUAGAUGCAGCACAGAGGUGUUUAUGGGAGGAUGGAGCUGAGAAGGGCAAGUUGUUUCUUGCACAGACAUUAUUGAAGUUGUGCGUGCUCCUGUGUGUAGAGGGCCACUAUAGUGGUGGGGACCAGUGUGUCAGCGUGAUUUAGCAGCCAAAGAUGACACAGAUGGCAGUCAUAACAGUGGCACAACUGGACAGACGCUCCGGGGCUGGGAAGGGGCCCAGACAGGGGAUGGGACCAGUUGUGACUUGGAAGGCACACAACUGGUUUGUGACUGUGGAGAACAAUGGCUGGAUCUAUUGUGGACAUGAUGUAAGAGGACGCAUCAGCAGGUGACCGUACAGCUGCUUUGACUAGCAUGGGCUUAUACCCGGCUGCGUAUAUGGAAGCCCACUGAGGCAAUAGGAAAUAAAAAUGGUCAACAACACCAAGUUUGUGCUUCGUCCUUUUUAUUAAAGGAUUUUUGAUUUCAUAUUGAUAAACUUGGAUGGGGUGUGGGCUCUUUAUGAAGUUGGGGAACAGAAAAAGUGUCUCUAUUAUUGUUAGUGACGUCUUCAACUUCUUAUUGUCUUUUAGCAUCCCGAUCAUCAGACUGUUUCUAUCCAAAAAGAUAGCUUCAUUUUAAUUUCCACAUUUGAGAUGCAGCGAGCGGUGACCUCCACCUGGGCCAUGACAGUAGAAGUCGACACCACACAAUCCAGUGACUAAAGAAACUUCCUGGAGUCAAGAAUUUUCUCCUCAAAAGAAAAGUUGCAGUCCUGAGUUGCUGAACUCGCUUCCUUAAAGCAUGUUGUCGCGUGAGCAGGUUAUGUCCCCAGAGUCACAUUAAAGGUGAUUCAUUCAGUGGUGAGCAGUCGAAAUGAUCACCUGAACUUUUCCUCAUGGUAUUGUUUGUAUUUGUUCCAAAAACUCAUGACUACCUUUUUGUGUAUAACUGUUGUAUUUCACUUUUCACUAUAGUAAAAUAUUUUUGUAUUUCAAGCACUUUGAUUGCAGUUCA